This is a messenger RNA of Eleginops maclovinus (Patagonian blennie), 1065 nucleotides long. RefSeq names its product NSL1 component of MIS12 kinetochore complex (gene nsl1). The record is from RefSeq and is a predicted model, not a curated record. The transcript has 6 exons. Lineage: Eukaryota; Metazoa; Chordata; Actinopteri; Perciformes; Eleginopidae. The coding region runs from base 102 to 845 and encodes 247 amino acids. Gene Ontology annotation, biological process: mitotic sister chromatid segregation. Gene Ontology annotation, cellular component: MIS12/MIND type complex; kinetochore.
GACUUGUAGACGUGUGUGUGUGUUUCCGGGGACGACGUACUGCAGUCGCACCCGGAAGUUAGACGUUCUUUUAAAAAAUGUAAUCAAAGUUGGCGGUAAAGAUGGAGCCCGUAGAGAGUGAAGACACACAGCAGGAGUUUAGAGUCAAAGUAACGUCGAAGAAACAAGUCAUCCAGCAGAUGAAGAAAUACAAAGAUAUCUUAAAGACUGCUCUCAACGGACAGACGGAGGUUGCCGAGGAAACGAAGAGCCGUUUACUGGAGGACCUGCUGGCGAACUUCGAGGCAGCUGUUCAGGAGAACGUGCUGGUGAAUGGACUGCCCUGGGAGGAGGCACCUGAGGAAGAAGAGGACGAGGCUCAGGAUCUGGGCAACCUGCUGGAUGACACCAUCGUAGAGACCACCAGGAGGCGCUGUUCCUACCCCAAAAAGAUCCUGCCUCAUGUGGUCCACUCGCUCAAAGCUGAGCGGAAACUCAUGAAGCUGUAUGAGCACGCAGUCAAACCUCAAGAGUUCGUCAAAGAUCCCGAUCAAGAGAGCCUCAUGAACGACCUGUCAGCCGGCACUCCUGCGAAGGUCAAACAGGCCAUCGAUGUCAUAAAGUCCAUCCACACCCUGCAGAAGCAAGCCGAAGGCCUCUGUGAAAUCCUCAACAUGAAGACGAGCGCCGCCACGCUGGAGAUCCACAGAGAGGUGUUAGGGAGCCAAUCAGACGCCCCGCUGCCGUCAGUGAACGGAGCCUCGAGGAGCAGGCAGCCAAUCAAACAGGCCAUAGAGGAAGCAGCGGCGGCCAGCUGCUACGUGACGCUCAGUAAGCGCGGCAGACAGAGCGACACCUCCUGCUGACUUCAACUCAGGGACUCGUGUUCCUGCAUGAUUCACUGUUUUACCCUUACCGUUCCAGCCUGGACUAAAGGACUUGUAGUUUCCCUUUUUGACAUAAACCAUUGUAUCCCUAUUAGUGCCAUAUUGACCUUUACCAACCAUGUUCUCUCUGGGUUAGAAGGAGUCUGAAUUUCAACAAGCAUCUGAAUUUGUGAAACAAUAAAUAUACUUUCUACUUUUA